Molecule: messenger RNA, 1568 nt
Organism: Fragaria vesca subsp. vesca
Lineage: Eukaryota; Viridiplantae; Streptophyta; Magnoliopsida; Rosales; Rosaceae
Product: protein FAR1-RELATED SEQUENCE 5-like
Exons: 2
Coding region: 51-1448 (465 amino acids)
Source: RefSeq, a predicted model, not a curated record
GCUCUGAAGUAAGAACAAAGCAUCAGGGAGACGGACAAUCGUUGUGUGUUAUGGAGGGAAUUGAUUUGAGUACCACCCAGACUGAAAACAGUGAUGGUUCAGAUGAGGCGAAGACCAGGGAUAGUUUUGGGAAUGGUAGUGAUGAUAGGAUGGAAGUAAGCGAGAGUGAAGACAGGUCAGACGAUGAGCAAUGCACAAUGUUCAAUGGGAAGCCUUACAAGGACAUAGAGCUUGAUGACUUGUCUAAUGUGGUGUUCAAGAGUGUGGAGGAAGCAGAGAUGUUCUACCUACACUAUUCAGUUGCAAAGGGUUUCAGCAUAAGAAAAUACAAAUUGGCCUGGAACAGUGAGAAUACAGUAAUUAUCAGAAGAGAAAUGGUAUGUGCAAGGGAAGGGGUGCGCAAUAAGGGUAAGAAAAGUAGGGUGUGUGAGGAAGAUGUUGACGCAGGUUUGGAGGAUAGGUUGAUUCACAAAACUAAGAAAGAGAAUAAGCAAAAAGUGUUGCACAGAUCAGAUGUGAAGGAUAGUGAGAAGAGUUGUAGGGGGAAGAAAAUGGUGAAGCUAGUUAGUUCAAGGUCGCGGCGACUAUCAAGGCAGAAAUGCCUUGCACAAUUCACCGUGAAAUAUGAUAGAAAAAAGGAGGGAUAUUAUGCGUCGUCGUUUAGGACGGAACAUAAUCAUCCACUGACUCGACUUGUGCAUAGACAGUUUAUGAGAACAAAUCGCUUGGUUAAGGAGCACGACAUUGCUCAGGUAAAUGCACUUAGGAAGGUUUCUGUUGGCACAGCUCGUGCUUACGAGUUCCUUGUUCAUCAGGCAGGAGGCCAUGAGUUUGUUGGAUUUACCAUAAGAGAUUUGUACAACAGAGUUCAGGAGGAGAAUAACAAGCUGUUGCUGGAUGGUGAUGCACAAUGUUCGAUUAUGUGGAUGAAUAUGAAAGCAAUUCGAGACCCUAUGUUCUACUGUUUGUUUAGUGCAGAUGUGAAGGGUAGGCUGGCGAACAUGUUUUGGCGUGACGGGCAGUCCUACACGGAUUAUUGUUCAUACGGGGAUGUUUUGAUAUUUGACAGUACUUACAAAACCAACAUGUAUGGGAAGCCUCUGGUAGUUUUUGUGGGAACGAACAACCACAGAGGUACUGUUAUAUUCGGUUCUGCACUUCUUGUUGACGAAACAGAAGAAACAUACAAUUGGGUGUUAACUGCAUUUUUAGCAUCAAUGAAGCAGAAGAAACCUGUUUCUGUUAUAACUGACAGCGAUGAAGCAAUGAGAAAAGCAUUGGGAAAUGUAAUGCCCGAGGCAAGACACCGGUUAUGUGCAUGGCAUGUUGGGAAAAAUGUAGUGUCGCACUUGAAGGACGCAGGCACACGUGGUCAUUUCUUUCAUCUAAUAUUUGCUGGUUUGAGCAUAGAGGAUUGGGAAACUUCUUGGGAGUACUUGUUACAAUGAAUAAGUUAAGAGGAUAACUCAUGGAUUAGUGGGAUGUAUAACAAAAGACAGGUGGGCGGAAGACAAAGGUGACGACAUUGUAAAAAACAUAAAACAAAUCAUUAAGACUAAAUUAUCGUC